CUAGGGACUAAGUUGAAACGUUUGAAAACUAAAGUGAAAUCAGAACAAAUAUAAAAUUGUCGGCGUCCACCAGCCCUAAUCCCAUUUCCGCCGCGACGAAGAACACAGUCACACCACGAACACCGCCAGAAGCCCCGAUUCUAUCCCGUUCCGUCCGAUUAAUCGCCGCCGCGGUACGAUUCAGUCGCAUACAUUGCCGUUCCGGCUGAUAAAUCGCUUCUAUUAGGUUUCAGAACACGCCACAGCAGCCGCUAUAUGCCGGAACUUUGUCGCGGUGGCCUCCGCUCCGGUUCCGCUAAUCCCGCUCCGGCCGCUACAGCGGCGCUCCGGUAAACAAUGAGCAAUUCCGAGGAUAAGGAGGUAAAUUAUGCGUCGGAGGAUUACGAUUCCAUUUUAUCAGAGUUUGAUCGGUUUGCAGCUAAAGGAGUGGCUGAUGCUGUUGGGUAUGGGUACCAAAUUGGGGAUAUGGUUUGGGGUAAGGUGAAAUCGCACCCAUGGUGGCCUGGAAUCAUUUACAAUGAGGCGUUUGCAUCUCCCACUGUUCGGAGAAGCAAGCGCGAGGGUCAUGUCUUGGUGGCGUUCUUCGGGGACAGUAGCUAUGGGUGGUUCGACCUGUCCGAGGUGGUUCCGUUUGAAGUGAAUUUUGCGGAGAAGUCCUCGCAGACUUCUUCGCGGGCUUUCACAAUUGCGGUGGAGGAAGCUGUGGAUGAGUUGUCAAGAAGACGGAGCUUGGGGCUUGCCUGCCGCUGUAGAAACGAGUUCAAUUUCUGGCCGUCGAAUGUCAAGGACUACUUUGUCGUGGAUGUGGGGGCUUACGAGCCCGGUGUUUACUCGUUGAAUCAGAUAAAUAAAGCGAGAGAGAGUUUUCGGCCUAGAGAGAUGCUUUCUUUUGUCAAACGAUUGGCAUUGACAUCCAUGAACGACAAGGAGUUCGCCAUUGACUUUAUCAAGAACAAGGCCAGUGUUUUGGCGUGCAGGAAGGCAAUGUUCGAGGAGUUUGAUGACACAUAUGCACAGGCUUUUGGAACUGCACCAGAGCGCCCUCCUCGGCCCACUGCACCAAUGGCAAUGGAUCCAUCUAAAGCUCCUUUGAGUGGCCGACUGGUGAUUGCUGAACCCCUUAAUAAGAAGACUAGCUCUGCAAAACCUGCUAAAUCAAAGGAGCAAGCGCAGAAGGAUAAGUAUCUAUUCAAACGACGAGAAGAACCAAUUAAGACGAAGACCAAGAAAAAAAGUUCAGGCCAAGUAGGUCCCUCUGCUGAUCCGCUUUUAAUAGAUGGUUCCGGAUUAUCCGGACUGCCACCAAUUGACUCCCAAAUAAAAGGUCAAACGCAGCAGACUUCUGUAUCGGUCAGUCAUAUCAAACCUUCUGAAGGUCCCAAGAAAUUUGUUGGAGGUGGAAUUAAAAAGGCCAAGGCACAUAUGCGGUCUACCGGUGGGGAAUUGGGUGCUGAUAAUGCAACAAUGGCUGCGAAGAAGAAGAAGAGAAAGAAAGAAAUAAGCACUGACGAACCUGAGAAGAAGAGAAAGAAAGAAGUAACAAGUGAAGCCAAUGCCGAAACUGUGCAGUUACCGUUUGCUAACAGUGACAAUAAAGCAGAAGUUGAUAAAGUUUCACUACCUGUUGUUCCCCUUACUGCUGCUAAUAACCAGCUCGAUAAUCAAGGAGUUGACUUUGGCAAAUCAGAGCUUACGAAGCUAGUUAGAGACCUGAGAGCUCUUUCACUCAAUCCCUUUCAUGGAGCGGAGAGAAAGUGUGCAGCAAAUGCCCAACUGGUUUUCUUGAAAUACCGUUCUCUUGUGUAUCAGAAGAGCUUGGUUUCAUCCCCGCCACCUGAGAAUGAGACAGGUGAAGCCCAGUUGACUAAAUUACCUGCCUCUAAUUUGCGUGAUGGUGUUGACAAAACGAAUGAAAAGUCAACCGUUAAGCUUAUGAAACGGCUCGAUGAUCCGACCAGAGGUGGUAAGAAACGUGGUCCGUCCGAUCGUCCGGAAGCAAUCAAGAAAAAGAAGCAGCAGAUCGAUGGCUCGGAAGAUACUAGUAACAAAAGGAAGAGGCUCGUAGUUUCAGAAGACGUGAAAAAGAAGAAGAAAAUAAUAAUGAGCGAAUCGAAAUUAUCGGAUGUGAAUAAGACGAAGGCCCAGAAGCCGAGUGAAGGAAAAGUGAAGGAAAUUGCAGAGAAAAAAAAUCUUCCAUCAUUGCCGAAACCCGUAAAAAAGUUUCCAUCUGGUGCAUCUGGCAAAAGGGAGCAGCUUAGUCCGACUAUGCUAAUGAUGAAGUUUCCAUCUGGUGCAUCACUUCCAUCUGGCGCAGAGCUGAGGGCGAGAUUCGCUCGUUUUGGGCCGUUGGAUCACGCGUCUACUCGAGUGUAUUGGAAAACGUAUGCAUGCCGUCUGGUUUACCACUACAAAGCCGACGCAGAAGAUGCUCUCAGAUUCGCUCGAGGGAGUAGCAAUUUAUUCGGAAGCAGAAAUGUGAAGUGCUACUUAAGGGACUCUGAAGCCGAAGCGGCUGAAUCAGAACCACCACCGGUCAAGGUUCAAAAGGAAGAUGUUGACCAAAGAACACCGCCUGCCAAAAUCGCUACGCAGCAGCUGCCGCCGCCGCCGCCAGGUCAGCAGUCGUUGCAGUUAAAGUCGUGCUUGAAGAAGCCUAUUGGUGGUGAAGAAGGUGGUAAUGGCAAUGGUAGAGGUAAUACUCCUCGUGUAAAGUUUAUUUUGGGUGGGGAUAAAAGUAGUAAAACCGAACAAGUUUCUAGUUUUGCCGAGGCCGAUUCUUCUUCUUCUACUACUUCUGCUUCUGCUUCUUAUACAACACAUUCAAUGGAUUUGAGUAGUAAGAAUUUGCCAAAGUUUAAUGCUCCUACUUUGCCUAAUACUACGACUAGUCAUCGUCAAAUUCAUCCGCAUCAUCAUCAGUUCCAAAAGAUUCCAAUUAAUAUUCCUCUUGCUACAAAUGACAUUUCACAAGAGCUACUCAAUUUACUCACGAGGUGCAGUGAUGUAGUAAACAAUCUGACCGGGGCGUUGGGCUACGUGCCUUACCAUUCUCUUUAGCAGAACUUUUAAAGAAAACCCGAAUCGGAAAGUUGGUGAAGUCUCCGAUUAUAUGCGAGAAACGAGGACGGAACGACGUUGAGAGAAAAAUUGGAUGGGCUGAAAGCGAAUGUGAAUUUCUGUUUUUAUUUGUAACUUUUGUUUUUAGUGAUGGUAAUGGAUUAUUAUUAUUGUUGUUGCCUUAUAUUUUGCUGCUGUUACUCGCUUUGACGAGGAUUAUUGCUUCGCUUUUCAUUUGGUCCCUUUUGUAUUUGAAUGAUAAAUUGAUAGUUAUUUUUA
This is a messenger RNA of Erythranthe guttata (spotted monkey flower), 3336 nucleotides long. Its product is annotated as PWWP domain-containing protein 1. Lineage: Eukaryota; Viridiplantae; Streptophyta; Magnoliopsida; Lamiales; Phrymaceae. The record is from RefSeq and is a predicted model, not a curated record.